CCGUCAACUCCACCUCUUCCCUCAUCACCACCUCCGCAUCCAGCCUCUGUCAAGCGACCAACCCGACCCGCGACACCCCCUCACGACCCUCUCUCGCCAGUCUACGACCGCUCUCGAUUGCGUCAAAGACGUUGCUCUCGUUGCCCGCGACCGCCGAGCCGCCGCCGCCGCCGCCGCUGCCGCUCCCUCGCUCUCCGGCUCGCCGUGCACACCAACCGGCUUCGCGGCAGCGCGUGCCCCAGCCCGACGACGAAAAAAUCGCUGUGCAUGUCGGUAGCCUGAGCAGAAGCGAGAUCGCAGCGCAGCGACACCUCGGCCAGCGGCCUUGCGCAUAUAGCCGCUCGCUCUACCCACCGCACCGACGAAUACUCGCCUUGCCCGCUACGUCAGUCACGUCACCGACGUCGCGUUUCGGCCUCGCCUCGCCUCGCGCGCCCGGCCCAUCACGGCACGUCACAUCACGUCGGCUCGCGACAUCCCCAUCAUGUCUUUCCACCCCCAGACGCCACAGAGUCCCUGCAACUUUUCGCCCGCCACCUCCUCGGACCCGAUGACGGCACUUUCUGCCGCCUCCGCCGCGACCAGCACCGCGACGCUCCCCACCCCCGCACAUAGCGUCAACGGCUGCAACUCGCAGCACGACGCGGCCAUGUCUGAGGAGACGCCGCACAAAAGGAAGCGGCCGUUGGACGACGUUGGCGACCGAGACCAGAAGAAGAUGCACAUCGAGGACCGCAAGCUGGGUAUUGAGGACCUACAUCUCGAUGUAGGCGAUAAAUAUCUGCUUUGCCAAACUCUGCAUCCGGAGCCUCACCCGCGAACCUCGGAGGACCUGUACGCCAAAUACGGCCUCACCGGCUUGGCCGCCGAAGUUGCUCGUGAAAAGCCAAACGGCGAGAAAAACGCCUUGCGCAAGACGUACAAGGGGCACAUCAAGCGAUUAGGUGUCGCUGGGCAUUUUGAUGUCCACAAGAAGAAGGAAGGCGAGCCCUCCGACUUCUUGGCAAUGCUACAGGUGCCCGAGCUCGAGUGGAAUGUUCAUCAGGUCAAGGGCCGUGAGAUCAACGACGGGCUCUCGCAAGCUACCCUGUCUGCCAUGGGACGCGCCAUGACCAUGGCCAAGGGCCCUAUUCCCAAGGGCAUUUGGGAUAGCUCUGUCUUGGGCGACGUCGCCCCGGGCAGCGGUGAGGCGUCCAAGCCCGUGUCUGCGAAGCCAUCGGCGCCCAACACACCGUUGGCCGCGUCGCCGAACUCCAUGGGCCGUUCGAAGCCGCAGGUGCCGACGGGGCAGGACCUUUUGAGGCCGCGGCGGAAUAUCAAGAAGAGGUCGUACGGGGAUUCUAGCUACGAAGGCUACCAAGAGGGGUUCCCUGAUGACGAUACGGGAUACUCUACAGGAGAGGGCGAGGGCGGGCAGAAACGGCGCAAAAAGAGCUCGGGGAGCACGCCUCCCUAUCCCACCAUGCGUCAACAGAGUUACGGGCCCGGCAUGGUUGGGGCGUGAGUUCGACGUUGCGUUUCCCGUUUCUGCCCAAGAGAUACCCAUUCGAUUUCCUCGCUCUCGGACGCCCUCGCGGCGAGACGUUCGCUUUCCAUCGGAAACACAGCACGCAAGGUGCUCACCGAACAAGAAUGCCUACUGCACUGGUUCUUCCGCGCAAGACUGAGGUGGAACAGUCACAAAAAAGUCUUUUCGGGCAUCGGUUAUAAUGACAUGUACAGGGGGGGUAUGAUACGAUGCAUGAGGGGUCCCGGCACACGCAGAGGACACGGUCUGUGUGUCUUUGCAUUUCGGUCUCAUUGAAUCCAGGAGGCCAGGUUCCGGCCCUUGUUUGCCACCUUUUGUUUUUGGCCCUUUGACAAGCACGGCGUUGGCGGAUAGGUAAAUAUGGCCCGGAAAGGUUCACGAAUGGCAGUCUGCGCUUGCAGCUGCGUCUUUAUUUCCCCCUGCGAAUUGUGUUUCUCUGCGCUUUCGGGGUUUUCGUGGUUUUCAAGGCUCCUCGCGGUGAAAGCCGGCGACAAGGAGUCGCGCCCGGCGGUUCCAGGCCGGUGGGCACAUGCGUGCAAUGGUCGUCACGUCCGGUGGAUGGGGGCCUCUGCUGACCUGCCCUGCCUGCCUGCCAUUGAUUGCUCUGUGGGCCGGCCGCCGGGGGCUGGGGCUUCAUUCACCUGGCCAUGACUUUGAGCGCCAGCCGCAGAGGUAGAUGCAGGUAACAAAAGAGACAAACCGCUCGCGGACAGCGGAUAUGCAAACAUGUCACGACUUGACUGGUUGGUGACAUGGCAAGUGGUGUUGGCGCCAUGCAAAGGUCAUGGUCGGUCAGCUUCGGAUAGCCGACCAUGUGUAGUCACCGCACAUGCCUCUCACAAGGGGGCCUCCAUUACUCUCGCCACUUCUUGUCUUUUUCUGCACAAAGCAUUUUCUAGACACUAAAUACACAUUCACCAGGGAGUAGAGCCCAACAUACC
Messenger RNA from Purpureocillium takamizusanense, 2469 nucleotides. RefSeq lists its product as uncharacterized. Gene Ontology annotation, cellular component: mediator complex. The coding region runs from base 485 to 1504 and encodes 339 amino acids. Gene Ontology annotation, molecular function: transcription coregulator activity. The record is from RefSeq and is a predicted model, not a curated record. Gene Ontology annotation, biological process: regulation of transcription by RNA polymerase II. The transcript is spliced from 3 exons. Lineage: Eukaryota; Fungi; Ascomycota; Sordariomycetes; Hypocreales; Ophiocordycipitaceae.